This is a messenger RNA of Durusdinium trenchii, 960 nucleotides long. NCBI's taxonomy places the organism in Eukaryota, Dinophyceae, Suessiales, Symbiodiniaceae. The record is from the annotation of a GenBank genome assembly.
UGUUGCAGUGAACUUAUUUCAUUUGUGUCAUGUUGGAGUGGCGAUGCGGGGUAUCCCUGACAUGUUUAUUGGCGGUUGAGGUGGCAGGUGGCAGGCCGAGGGUUGGUGCAUUCACGUUUACCGAACUAGGUGCACACGUUCGCGCCUCAGUUUGCUGCAAGAGACGAAUACACCAAUUGUUCUGAACAAAAAUGGGCAGAUGGGCCGCAUUGUUUGAACACUGUCGCUGCUGCGUGAAACGCUAUUUUUUGUUUCAACAAGGUUUUGACCUCGUUCACGCCAUAUGCCCUGGAGCUGCAAACCAAGCAUGCAGCAAACUGACAAGAUUUGAGAAGUCAAACAAGAUCUGCACUGUUUGCUCCUGCGCACUGCACAGUUACCCAGUGGGUUCGCAGGUGCCCUCCAGCUCCCACCUACGAGCUUCAAGCGCUUGUGAAGGCCAGUGAAAAGGCCAACGAUGCCAUUGUCCUUGCACAAGACAUGGGGGCUGAGAAAGCUGCUCGGCUUGCCAAACGAGCUGUGGACCACAUCAGCCAGGUGAAAGGCUGGUUCACUUACUACGUCUAUAGGGUCUACACAGAUUUGCAAGACGAUAUCCACCAAGCGCGCUUCGACAUGGAACAGGCUGCGCAAAGUGCUUACAAUGAUGCGCCGGGAUCCCGAGCAGGAAAUUUGCUUUCAUGCGCCGUGGAUGACCUUUUGCCCUUUGACCCAAUGCCCAACAUCCAUCCCAUGGACCAUCGGCUGAGUUGCAUGCCAUGCGUGUCGCUGUUCCCAGGUUGUUUGCCAAAAUCCAGGCGACAAAGGGCUGCAACAUGUUUCCUGUGAAAAGUGCGCUGGACAGAACUCUUUUGUUAGAGAUUUGCACAUUUGGGGAUGCACUUUCAUUUCUCAACCAGACUCAAACUCGUACUUGAGGUCUGGAGAAAGAACAGUCAAGCAAUGGUUCAGCGAGUCGGA